ACUACAAAGCGCCGUGGCGCCGUCCCACCUCUGGCAAACACCGUCAUACGUAUUUUUCGAAUGCGCUACCGCAACUGUGGUUUGGAGCGAAGCUCUUAUGUCUGCCGGUGUGUGGCACGCACGUUUAAAACUUGUUGAUUGUGACGUUUAUCUGUGAACUACCGUGUGGGUCAAGCAGCCAGGAGCCAUGACGGAAGCACCCAACGAAUUUCGGCUCCAGCAGUCGCCCACAGACGCCAUUUCGUCCCUUCAAUUUGGGCCCAACUCAAACCAGUUUCUGCUUGUCUCUUCCUGGGACUCGAACGUGCGGCUGUACGACGUCGUCAGUAACACUGUGCGUCUCAAGUACAGCCACAAACGUCCAGUCCUGGACUGCACCUUUCAGGAUGCAGUGCACGCCUGGAGCGGAGGGGUGGACUGCCAGGUCAAGUCGUUUGACUUCAACUGCAGCGCGGAGACGGUGGUGGGGCAGCACACAGCCCCCGUGCGCUGCAUCGAGUACUGUCCCGACGUCAACGUGGUGAUCUCGGGCAGUUGGGACUCCACGGUCAAGCUGUGGGAUCCCCGCUCCCCGACCAACGCCGGCACCUUCAACCAGGCCGAACGGGUGUACACCAUGUCGGUGUGCGGUGACAAGCUGGUGGUGGGCACGGCCUUGCGCAAGGUUCUCGUCUGGGACCUGCGCAACAUGGGCUACGUCAAGCAGCGGCGGGACUCGAACCUCAAGUACCAGACGCGCUGCAUCCGCUGUUUCCCCAACCAGCAGGGCUUUGUGCUCAGCUCCAUUGAAGGUCGCGUGGCAGUGGAGUACCUGGAUCCAAGCGCCGAGGUGCAAAAGAAGAAAUACGCUUUCAAGUGCCACCGGACCAAGGACAGUGCGGGCAUCGAGUUGAUCUACCCGGUCAACGCCAUUGCCUUUCACAACCUGUACAACACGUUUGCGACGGGCGGCAGCGACGGCCACGUCAACAUCUGGGACGGCUUCAACAAGAAGCGCCUGUGUCAGUUCCACAAAUACCCCUCGAGCAUUGCGGCCCUCGCCUUCAGCCACGACGGCUCGCUGCUCGCCAUUGGCUCGUCGUUCCUCUACGAGGAAGACGACGUUGAGGUCAUUCCCCCAGAUGCCAUCUUUGUCCGCCGGGUCACCGACCAGGAAACCAAGCCCAAAUGAAUGUACACGUCAAUAAACUGUGGUGCCUGUGCA
Ixodes scapularis (black-legged tick) is the source of this 1204-nucleotide messenger RNA. It is a transcript of the gene Bub3, whose product is annotated as mitotic checkpoint protein BUB3. Gene Ontology annotation, molecular function: ubiquitin binding. The record is from RefSeq and is a predicted model, not a curated record. Lineage: Eukaryota; Metazoa; Arthropoda; Arachnida; Ixodida; Ixodidae. The transcript has 5 exons. Gene Ontology annotation, biological process: mitotic spindle assembly checkpoint signaling. The coding region runs from base 188 to 1171 and encodes 327 amino acids. Gene Ontology annotation, cellular component: bub1-bub3 complex; kinetochore; mitotic checkpoint complex.